Molecule: messenger RNA, 665 nt
Organism: Pseudovirgaria hyperparasitica
Lineage: Eukaryota; Fungi; Ascomycota; Dothideomycetes; Acrospermales; Acrospermaceae
Exons: 2
Coding region: 110-547 (145 amino acids)
Source: RefSeq, a predicted model, not a curated record
GGAUUCCAAAUCAGUUCCUGGUCCGUACAUCACUGUCAAGUCUUUCAUUCACUGAACUAUACAGACCCGAGGCAAAACACGAACUUCAACCGUCAAGAAGGACAGCAAUAUGGCACCCAAGUCUGAUUCGAAGACCGGCUCCGCUACGAGCUUGACUGAGAAGGAGAUGAAGCUACUGGCCCUGAUGUGGCUCUGUACUGAUGUCCCAGAUCCAAAAAUCGAUUACGACAAACUUGCUGACCUGAGCGGCUACACCAGAUCUUCAGUGAUGACCUACGUCCCAGUCAUCAAGAAAAAGAUCAAGAAACUUCAAGGCCCAGAUGCAAGUACAGCUACUGCCCCUGACUCCAAGAAGGCCUCAGCAAGCGGCCGAAAGCGUAAGGCAGCUGAUGUGGAGGACGAGGAUGUCGACAAUGACACACCCGCUCCCCCGAAAAAGACAAGGGUCAUCAAAAGCGCCAAAAAAACUGCGCCAGUGGUCAGAGCCGAGCACAGUGAAGAGGAGGAAGCUAUUGAGACGCAUACAGAAGGAGAGAUCGAAGCUUAAACUCAUUGUGUGCAGGUAUGCGUGGAGGCAGCACUAUUCAUGAUUAGGUUCAGGGGUGAAUGGAAAUCUCUUUGCCUCCUUUCUGGCAAGCAUACAUCCAUUUCAUCGUAUCUUCAUA